Anoplopoma fimbria (sablefish) is the source of this 5936-nucleotide messenger RNA. RefSeq names its product SH3 and multiple ankyrin repeat domains 3b (gene shank3b). Gene Ontology annotation, cellular component: postsynaptic membrane; postsynaptic density; dendritic spine. Lineage: Eukaryota; Metazoa; Chordata; Actinopteri; Perciformes; Anoplopomatidae. Gene Ontology annotation, molecular function: ionotropic glutamate receptor binding; synaptic receptor adaptor activity. The record is from RefSeq and is a predicted model, not a curated record.
CUCUGAGACCUCUCAUUCUGCUGCAGGAUUACUACACGAAUACCACAGUUAUACUCCAGAAAACUACCUAACCCAUUGCUGUAAAAAGUACUUCAUAUACUGUGUAUUCUGCUCAUCCUACAAGAGGAACUACGGAAAACUACGUCACUCCUACUGGAUUACAACGAUCCAAUCAGAACCCAACCAGAGACAGAACCUGGCACCUCAGGCUGGACCAGAACCAGGAGAACCAGGCCAGACCAGUACAGAACCAGUAAGCCAGUCGGACUCUGUGGAGCGGAUCGAACCAGGCCCAGGACGGACCAGAAGAGACCAGUAGAACUCAGUAAAGGCCAUCGGAAAAGUUUGAUGGGACUGCUGACGAUAGCCACAUGCCUCUGAGUCCGGCUGCUGACACCAAACAUGAUCGCCCACGGCAACAGGCGGUUACUAACGGCAACCCGACAGGCUCCGAUGUUGCCAGGGACGACGACGCGGAUGACACGCCCCCUGGAAACAGCAUUGUCGUCCGCAUUGGCAUCCCAGACCUGCAGCAGACGAAGUGUUUGCGGUUGGACCCAGAGUUACCAGUUUGGACCAGUAAGCAGAGGGUUCUGGUGACGUUGACUCAGUCUCUGUCGGAUGUUUUGAACUAUGGUCUCUUCCAGCCGGCGUUCAACGGCCGAGCCGGAAAGUUUCUGGACGAGGAGCGGCUGCUGAAGGAGUAUCCUCUCCCUCCCAUCACACCCAUCCCAUACCUGGAGUUCCGUUAUAAGCGGAGAGUUUACACCCAGAGCUACGUGGACGAUAAGCAGCUGGCAAAGCUGCACACAAAGGCAAACCUGAAGCGUUUUAUGGAACAUGUUCACCAGAAGAAUGUGGAGAAGGUUUCCAAAUGGUUGGAAAAGGGCCUGGACCCCAACUUCCAUGACUCCGACACCGGGGAGUGUCCUCUGACUCUGGCGGUCCAGCUGGAGGAGAGUGGGGACUUAAUUAAAGUCCUCCGCAGUGGAGGAGCCCACCUGGACUUCAGGACCAGAGACGGUAUCACCGCUCUGCAUCGGGCCGUCCUCUGCAGGAACAGUGCCUCUCUCACUACUCUGCUGGACCUCGGAGCGUCUCCGGACUACAAGGACAGCCGAGGUCUGACUCCUCUCUAUCACUCGGCCAUGGUGGGCGGCGCCCCCUACUGCUGCGAGCUGCUGCUGCAGGACCACGCCACCAUCGGGAUGACUGAUGAGAACGGCUGGCAGGAAAUCCACCAGGCAUGUCGCUAUGGUAACGUGCAGCACUUGGAGCACCUGCUGUUCUACGGCGCUGACAUGAGCUCCCAGAAUGCAUCGGGAAACACCGCACUGCACCUCUGUGCUCUCUACAACCAGGACAGUUGUGCCAGAGUGUUGCUGUUCAGAGGAGCAAAUAAGGACAUCAAAAACUACAACAACCAGACUGCCUUCCAGGUGGCAAUAAUUGCUGGGAACUUUGAUCUUGCAGAAAUCAUAAAAAUCCACAAAACCUCGGACGUUGUAGUUCCCUUCAGAGAAACUCCAUCCUACACAAAACGCCGCAAAGCCGGCGUGUCCAGGUCGUCGGCAGGAAAUGGUCUGUCUUCUCCGCGCUCUCUGAUUCGCUCGGCUAGUGACAACGUUCUGGAAAGCCCCGCCUCCUCUCCUGGCCCCUCCCUCCAAAGCCUGGAAACGCACCACGACACGCACACACAUUCACUACGACGACACCCACGGCGCCUCUCUGACCUGUCUGUCUGCCUCUCUGACCUGUCUGUCUGCAGCCCCAGCGGUGGAGGUCAUGUGGAGGCCAGCCCCCCCUCUCCCCCCAGCGACCCCCAGAUGAGGAAGAGGAGGCUGUACAGCGCCGUACCUGGACGCACCUUCAUCGCCACCCGGUCCCACGUCCCCCAGGGGGUCGGAGAGAUCCAGCUGCACCGAGGAGAGAGGGUCAAAGUUCUGUCUAUAGGUGAAGGAGGAUUCUGGGAAGGAAGUGUUAAAGGAAGAACUGGUUGGUUUCCUGCUGACUGUGUUGAGGAAGUCCAGAUGAGACAAUACGACCCACGACUGGAGACGAGAGAGGACCGCACUAAGAGACUGUUCAGACAUUAUACUGUAGGAUCCUACGACAACUACACCUCCUACAGUGACUAUGUGAUCGAGGAGAAGACGGCCGUGCUGCAGAAGAGAGAGAGCGAAGGAUUCGGCUUCGUCCUCAGAGGAGCUAAAGCCGAGACCCCCAUCGAGGAGUUCGCCCCCACCCCGGCGUUCCCCGCCCUGCAGUACCUGGAGUCAGUGGACCAAGGGGGCGUGGCCUGGAGGGCGGGGCUUCGGACCGGAGACUUCCUCAUCGAGGUGAACGGCGCCGACGUGGUGAAGGUGGGUCACCGGCAGGUCGUCUCUCUGAUCCGACAGGGAGGAAGUCGACUGCUGAUGAAGGUCGUGUCCGUUUCCAGGAAAUCUGAAACCAACCUGAUCCGGAAAAAAGCUCCGCCCCCUCCAAAACGAGCCCCAAGCACCUCGUUGACACUUCGCUCCAAGUCAAUGACCGCUGACCUGGAGGACAUAGCCCGGAGGAGACGCUUCGACAAACUGGAUGAGAUGUUGGCCGGAGGUCAACAGGAAGUAGUUUUAAGGGCCCGACCGUCCGACGACUUCAGAGCGGCGACGGUGAAACAGAGGCCGACGAGCCGCCGAAUCACACAGGCCGAGAUCAACUCGUUGUUUGAGCGUCAGGGUCUCGUUCCUCCUUCCGCUCCAGAGAAAAGCACCAUGGCUUUACCCCGAGGAAUGUCCAGAACCAAGAGCUUUGGAACACCUGAGGACGACAGGAUCUCGGCUCUGAUCAAUGAAAGUCGGUUUCCACGGAGCUCCUCGCUGACGGACAGCUUCAUCCCUCCUCCUCCUCAGAUGGCUCCGCCCCCUCCGCCCUCCGCCUCCUCCUCCACCUCCUCGCUCUUCCUCCUGGACUCCGGCCCUCCUCCCUCCUUCCUCCCCUCCUCCCCGGCCAGAGGGGAGGGGCUGACCCGCUCCAGCUUCAAGCCGGGGGCGGAACCACGGCUCCAGGAGCUCUCCGAUUCGCCGACGAGGAGCCACGCCCACGCCGAGAGGCAGAGAAAGGCGAGGUCAAUGAUCAUCCUGCAGGACACGCCCCCUCAGCUGCAACCAGACGCCACGCACACUGCCACGCACACUGCCACGCACACCGCUACGCACACGCUUCACACCGCCACGCACACCUCCACGCUGUCUCUCCACAGCACCAGCCCCGCCCUCGGCCACUCACCGCUGUCACGCCGCCGGGGACGACCAAUAGAAAACCCGUACGCUAACGUGGGACAGCAGGCUCCGCCCUCCAAGCCCCAGAGGAGGAAGUCGCCUUUGUUAAAACAACUUCCCGUGGAGGAGCAGGGUCUUGGAAUCAAAGAUCAUGAUCUGUUGAAGGUAGACGGAGGACCCAGCAGCCCCAGUCGGGCGGAGCUUUACCAGCAGCAGGUUCUUUCAGAGCGAGCUCGGGUUCAGGGUCGCAGGUCGUCUCUCUUCCUGUCUGUGGAGGGAGCCGGGUCAGAAAACCAGGUUCCACUCCUCCUGACUCAGAGCCAUUCUAUGGACGACCUCGGCGAGCUUCCACCACCAGCCCCCGUCCUGUCGCCCUCUCCAACGCCUCACACCUUCCUCCACCCACUGACAGGGAAGCCUCUAGACCCCUCAUCUCCACUCGCCCUGGCACUUGCUGCACGCGAACGAGCGCUCACUGCCCGCACGCCGAGCCCAGAGCCACGAAUGAAACACGUAUCUGCCUCCACCACACCCAUACCCACCCCAGCCGCCAGCCCCGAGGGCCGACACAAGCGCACCCCUAUCACCACCCCGCAGUGCAGCCCUGAGCCACGGUCCAAACGCACCACCCCUCAGACGAGCCCCGAGCAACGAACCAAGCGCACCACUCCCCAGACGAGUCCUGAGCUGAGGCAUAAACGCAUUACCCCGCCCUUGUUCCCUGACGGACAGGUGGAGCGUCCAGAAACAGAGGGAGGAGUGACAUCACCUGCAGGCCCCUCCCCUGAGCGCUGGAGACCAACCCCCUUGCCACCGCUGGCCAAUGAGAGUCACUCUGCUCUGAUUGACAGGCGCAGAAGCCUCACAGUGGGCAGCUCAGAGGAGGAGGGCGGGGCUUAUACAGUUACACUCCCACCAGCGUUGUUGUCGUCCAGUGAUGAGGAAACUAGGGAGGAGCUUCGCAGAAUCGGCCUGGUGACUCCACCCGCUGCCUUUGCCAGUCCUCCCCCUCUUCCUCCCCCAUCCUCCCUCACCCUGUUGCCACGGCGAGGUGGGGAGGGAGGGGGAGGUGAGAGUGGCCCUGACUCCCUGGGUAGACGAGGAGAUGAGGAGGAAGGAGGUGACGAACGGCUCCACGAUAGCUCCUCCCCCAGCUCACUCCCUCCAUCCAUUACCUUGGCAUCCCCUCCUGAUCCGUCCUCCCCCUCCUCACCACCGGUUACUCACCCUGCUCCCUCCUCCCCCUCCACCUCCCCAUCUGGGUUUAAGCCUCGCCUUCGUUCACCUAUAGGUCGGGGCCGCUCUGCACUCCGUGACCCGCUACUGAAGCAGUCAUCAGACAGUGAGCUCCUCCCGUCCGCUGCAUCCUGCUCCUCCCCCUCCUCCCCACUCUGUCACUCCCCCACCAGUGGCGGUGGACGGCAGCCACGCUAUCUGUUCCAGAGGAGGUCAAAGCUGUGGGGCGGGGACGACCGUGAGGAGCGGCGGGGCUUCGGCCAGGAUGAAGCGGGUCGUCCAGUAGCAAUGGGAGGUCAGGGGUCGGGGUCGGCCGUGGAUCUGAGCAGCCGGUCGGCUUCAGCACUGGAGCUGAGCGGCAGAGCAGGUUCUGGACUAGAUCUGGCUAAUCGGCUACAGCUGCUAAACAAAGACAGUCACUCUCUUGGGGAGGAGCCGAGUCCUCUCGAUCCAGGCCGGAGGUCACCAGUAGGAGGUGCCAGAUGUGUGGACAGUGAAGACAGUAAAUCGUUGUUCUCCAGUCUCGGUGAACUCCACACUAUCUCCCAACGAGGAUACGGCGCCAGCUAUACAGUCCGACCAGGAAGCCGCUACCCUGUAACCCGUCGAAGCCCCUCCCCCUCCCCCUCCCCAUCUGAUAGGUCAAUAGGGCAUCCCUCCUCCACCGCCCCCUGCAGUGAAAGGCCAGAUCUGAGCUCGGGUCGCGGUCUGACCAUCCUGAAGUCGUCUAGUCUCAGCCUCCCCUCAGAACCAAAGGAGGUUCGGUUUGUGAUGCGGAGCGCCAGCGCCCGAACCAGGUCCCGUUCACCCUCACCUUCGCCCCACGCCUCCCCCUGCCCCUCCCCUGUCCUCAGCGGGCCCCUGUUGGCCCUUCGGCCAUGGCGGCAGCGGCCCCUCAACUUGUGGAAUAAAUAUGACGUGGGCGACUGGCUGGAGAGCGUGGGCCUGGCCGAACACCGCCAGCGCUUCCAGGAGCACGAGAUCGAAGGCUCCCAUCUGCCCGCUCUCACCAAGGAGGACUACGUGGAGCUGGGCGUCACCAGACUGGGACACCGGAUCAACAUCGAGAGGGCGCUCAGACAGCUUCUAGAUGGUUCUACUUGACCCCUCACCUCUGACCACUAACCUCUAGACAUCCUGAACUGUGACCUCAUAACCCCUGACCUCUGGUCAGACACUAGGCCAUCUCUUUGACUAGAACAUCUUAGCAGUGACUGAAUCUUUAGACCUUUUUACCAACUACGAACCCAGCUCUCUGAGUGAUCUCGCUGACAUUUUGGCUUAUCAGCUCUUUGAUCAACCCAAACGGACUGGUAGCACCAACGUCUGUGUCCAGUAUAAAGCUUUAGUGAUAUUUUAGAUCCCCAAGAUAUAGUUUUACCUCUUUUAACGUCCAGUGCCUCGUGUUAAUAGUGUAUAAACCCCCAACGAAAUGUC